Molecule: messenger RNA, 276 nt
Organism: Didymodactylos carnosus
Lineage: Eukaryota; Metazoa; Rotifera; Eurotatoria; Philodinida; Philodinidae
Source: the annotation of a GenBank genome assembly
AUGUAUCAUCAAGCGGCACGACAAAUCAUUCAAAUUCAACAACAAGUAACAAAAGCACGAUUCGACUUAAACCGUUCUGAUCCAAUCUAUAAAGCAAAUGACUCAGUGUUAUGGCGAAAACCUAGUCAUAUUUCAAAAUUCGAAGAACGUUACUCGGGUCCACAUAUUAUCAUUCAAGAACACCAUCCGAGCUACAUCAUACAAGAUCGAGAAACGGCGAUUCAACGGAAGGUUCAUACAGCUGAUUUACAACCAGUGUUCGAAAGAUGUAUCUAA